Closterium sp. NIES-65 is the source of this 4350-nucleotide messenger RNA. The record is from the annotation of a GenBank genome assembly. NCBI's taxonomy places the organism in Eukaryota, Viridiplantae, Streptophyta, Zygnematophyceae, Desmidiales, Closteriaceae.
AUGCAGGAGAGGGGGAAGUGGGGCUGGAGUGGGUGGAAAGCAUGCAGGAGAGGGGGAAGGGGGGCUGGAGUGGGUGGAAAGCAUGCAGGAGAGGGGGAAGUGGGGCUGGAGUGGGUGGAAAGCAUGCAGGAGAGGGGGAAGUGGGGCUGGAGUGGGUGGAAAGCAUGCAGGAGAGGGGGAAGUGGGGCUGGAGUGGGUGGAAAGCAUGCAGGAGAGGGGGAAGGGGGGCUGGAGUGGGUGGUAAGCAUGCAGGAGAGGGGGAAGUGGGGCUGGAUGAGAGGGGGAAGGGGGGCUGGAGUGGGUGGAAAGCAUGCAGGAGAGGGGGAAGUGGGGCUGGAGUGGGUGGAAAGCAUUUUGGAGAGGGGGAAGGGGGGCUGGAGUGGGUGGAAAGCAUGCAGGAGAGGGGGAAAGGGGGCUGGAGUGGGUGGAAAGCAUGCAGGAGAGGGGGAAUGGGGGCUAAGGUGGGUGGAAAGCAUGCAGGAGAGGGGGAAGGGGGGCUGGAGUGGGUGGAAAGCAUGCAGGAGAGGGGGAAGGGGGGCUGGAGUGGGUGGAAAGCAUGCAGGAGAGGGGGAAGUGGGGCUGGAGUGGGUGGAAAGCAUGCAGGAGAGGGGGAAGGGGGGCUGGAGUGGGUGGAAAGCAUGCAGGAGAGGGGGAAGUGGGGCUGGAGUGGGUGGAAAGCAUGCAGGAGAGGGGGAAGUGGGGCUGGAGUGGGUGGAAAGCAUGCAGGAGAGGGGGAAGUGGGGCUGGAGUGGGUGGAAAGCAUGCAGGAGAGGGGGAAGGGGGGCUAAAGUGGGUGGAAAGCAUGCAGGAGAGGGGGAAGUGGGGCUGGAGUCGUUGGAAAGCAUGCAGGAGAGGGGGAAGGGGGGCUGGAGUGGGUGGAAAGCAUGCAGGAGAGGGGGAAGUGGGGCUGGAGUGGGUGGAAAGCAUGCAGGAGAGGGGGAAGUGGGGCUGGAGUGGGUGGAAAGCAUGCAGGAGAGGGGGAAGUGGGGCUGGAGUGGGUGGAAAGCAUGCAGGAGAGGGAGAAGGGGGGCUAAAGUGGGUGGAAAGCAUGCAGGAGAGGGGGAAGUGGGGCUGGAGUGGUUGGAAAGCAUGCAGGAGAGGGGGAAUGGGGGCUGGAGUGGGUGGAAAGCAUGCAGGAGAGGGGGAAGGGGGGCUAAAGUGGGUGGAAAGCAUGCAGGAGAGGGGGAAGGGGGGCUGGAGUGGGUGGAAAGCAUGCAGGAGAGGGGGAAGUGCGGCUGGAGUGAGUGGAAAGCAUGCAGGAGAGGGGUCAGGGGGGCUGGAGUGGGUGGAAAGCAUGCAGGAGAGGGGGAAGUGGGGCUGGAGUGGGUGGAGAGCAUGCAGGAGAGGGGGAAGGGGGGCUGGAGUGGGUGGAAAGCAUGCAGGAGAGGGGGAAGGGGGGCUGGAGUGGGUGGAAAGCAUGCAGGAGAGGGGGAAGGGGGGCUGGAGUGGGUGGAAAGCAUGCAGGAGAGGGGGAAGUGGGGCUGGAGUGGGUGGAGAGCAUGCAGGAGAGGGGGAAGGGGGGCUGGAGUGGGUGGAAAGCAUGCAGGAGAGGGGGAAGGGGGGCUGGAGUGGGUGGAAAGCAUGCAGGAGAGGGGGAAGGGGGGCUGGAGUGGGUGGAAAGCAUGCAGGAGAGGGGGAAGUGGGGCUGGAGUGGGUGGAAAGCAUGCAGGAGAGGGGGAAGGGGGGCUGGAGUGGGUGGAAAGCAUUUUGGAGAGGGGGAAGGGGGACUGGAGUGGGUGGAAAGCAUGCAGGAGAGGGGGAAAGGGGGCUGGAGUGGGUGGAAAGCAUGCAGGAGAGGGGGAAUGGGGGCUAAGGUGGGUGGAAAGCAUGCAGGAGAGGGGGAAGGGGGGCUGGACUGGGUGGAAAGCAUGCAGGAGAGGGGGAAGUGGGGCUGGAGUGAGUGGAAAGCAUGCAGGAGAGGGGGAAGGGGGGCUGGAGUGGGUGGAAAGCAUGCAGGAGAGGGGGAAGUGCGGCUGGAGUGAGUGGAAAGCAUGCAGGAGAGGGGGAAGGGGGGCUGGAGUGGGUGGAAAGCAUGCAGGAGAGGGGGAAGUCGGGCUGGAGUGGGUGGAGAGCAUGCAGGAGAGGGGGAAGGGGGGCUGGAGUGGGUGGAAAGCAUGCAGGAGAGGGGGAAGGGGGGCUGGAGUGGGUGGAAAGCAUGCAGGAGAGGGGGAAGGGGGGCUGGAGUGGGUGGAAAGCAUGCAGGAGAGGGGGAAGUGGGGCUGGAGUGGGUGGAGAGCAUGCAGGAGAGGGGGAAGGGGGGCUGGAGUGGGUGGAAAGCAUGCAGGAGAGGGGGAAGGGGGGCUGGAGUGGGUGGAAAGCAUGCAGGAGAGGGGGAAGGGGGGCUGGAGUGGGUGGAAAGCAUGCAGGAGAGGGGGAAGUGGGGCUGGAGUGGGUGGAAAGCAUGCAGGAGAGGGGGAAGGGGGGCUGGAGUGGGUGGAAAGCAUUUUGGAGAGGGGGAAGGGGGGCUGGAGUGGGUGGAAAGCAUGCAGGAGAGGGGGAAGUGGGGCUGGAGUGGGUGGAAAGCAUGCAGGAGAGGGGGAAGGGGGGCUGGAGUGGGUGGAAAGCAUUUUGGAGAGGGGGAAGGGGGGCUGGAGUGGGUGGAAAGCAUGCAGGAGAGGGGGAAGGGGGGCUGGAGUGGGUGGAAAGCAUGCAGGAGAGGGGGAAGUGGGGCUGGAGUGGGUGGAAAGCAUGCAGGAGAGGGGGAAGGGGGGCUGGAGUGGGUGGAAAGCAUGCAGGAGAGGGGGAAGUGGGGCUGGAGUGGGUGGAAAGCAUGCAGGAGAGGGGGAAGGGGGGCUGGAGUGGGUGGAAAGCAUGCAGGAGAGGGGGAAGGGGGGCUGGAGUGGGUGGAAAGCAUGCAGGAGAGGGGGAAGUGGGGCUGGAGUGGGUGGAGAGCAUGCAGGAGAGGGGGAAGGGGGGCUGGAGUGGGUGGAAAGCAUGCAGGAGAGGGGGAAGGGGGGCUGGAGUGGGUGGAAAGCAUGCAGGAGAGGGGGAAGGGGGGCUGGAGUGGGUGGAAAGCAUGCAGGAGAGGGGGAAGUGGGGCUGGAGUGGGUGGAAAGCAUGCAGGAGAGGGGGAAGGGGGGCUGGAGUGGGUGGAAAGCAUUUUGGAGAGGGGGAAGGGGGGCUGGAGUGGGUGGAAAGCAUGCAGGAGAGGGGGAAAGGGGGCUGGAGUGGGUGGAAAGCAUUUUGGAGAGGGGGAAGGGGGGCUGGAGUGGGUGGAAAGCAUUUUGGAGAGGGGGAAGGGGGGCUGGAGUGGGUGGAAAGCAUGCAGGAGAGGGGGAAGGGGGGCUGGAGUGGGUGGAAAAGCAUGCUGGAGAGGGGGAAGGGGGGCUGGAGUGGGUGGAAAGCAUGCAGGAGAGGGGGAAGGGGGGCUGGAGUGGGUGGAAAGCAUGCAGGAGAGGGGGAAGUGCGGCUGGAGUGAGUGGAAAGCAUGCAGGAGAGGGGGAAGGGGGGCUGGAGUGGGUGGAAAGCAUGCAGGAGAGGGGGAAGGGGGGCUGGAGUGAGUGGAAAGCAUGCAGGAGAGGGGGAAGGGGGGCUGGAGUGGGUGGAAAGCAUGCAGGAGAGGGGGAAGGGGGGCUGGAGUGGGUGGAAAGCAUGCAGGAGAGGGGGAAGUGGGGCUGGAGUGGGUGGAAAGCAUGCAGGAGAGGGGGAAUGGGGGCUGGAGUGGGUGGAAAGCAUGCAGGAGAGGGGGAAGUGGGGCUGGAGUGGGUGGAAAGCAUGCAGGAGAGGGGGAAGGGGGGCUGGAGUGGGUGGAAAGCAUGCAGGAGAGGGGGAAGUGGGGCUGGAGUGGGUGGAAAGCAUUUUGGAGAGGGGGAAGGGGGGCUGGAGUGGGUGGAAAGCAUUUUGGAGAGGGGGAAGGGGGGCUGGAGUGGGUGGAAAGCAUGCAGGAGAGGGGGAAGGGGGGCUGGAGUGGGUGGAAAAGCAUGCAGGAGAGGGGGAAGGGGGGCUGGAGUGGGUGGAAAGCAUGCAGGAGAGGGGGAAGGGGGGCUGGAGUGGGUGGAAAGCAUGCAGGAGAGGGGGAAGUGGGGCUGGAGUGGGUGGAAAGCAUGCAGGAGAGAGGGAAGGAGGGCUGGAGUGAGUGGAAAGCAUGCAGGAGAGGGGGAAGGGGGGCUGGAGUGGGUGGAAAGCAUGCAGGAGAGGGGGAAGGGGGGCUGGAGUGAGUGGAAAGCAUGCAGGAGAGGGGGAAGGGGGGCUGGAGUGAGUGGAAAGCAUGCAGGAGAGGGGGAAGGGGGGCUGGAGUGGGUGGAAAGCAUGCAGGAGAGGGGGAAGUGCGGCUGGAGUGAGUGGAAAGCAUGCAGGAGAGGGGGAAGUGGGGCUGGAGUGGGUGGAAAGCAUGCAGGAGAGGGGGAAUGA